Messenger RNA from Grammomys surdaster, 1031 nucleotides. RefSeq names its product serine protease 55 (gene Prss55). The record is from RefSeq and is a predicted model, not a curated record. The coding region runs from base 45 to 1010 and encodes 321 amino acids. Gene Ontology annotation, biological process: proteolysis. NCBI's taxonomy places the organism in Eukaryota, Metazoa, Chordata, Mammalia, Rodentia, Muridae. Gene Ontology annotation, molecular function: serine-type endopeptidase activity. The transcript has 5 exons.
UCAGCCUGGCCUCCUACCCUCCAACACACAGCACAGCCAGGGCCAUGAUCCUGCCCUCCAUUCUGCUGCUUGUUGUCCACACCCUGGAAGCAAAUGUUGACUGUGGUGUGAGACCCCUGUAUGAUAGCACAACUAAAUACUCCAGGAUCAUAGGAGGGCAGGAGGCUGAGGUGGGUGAGUUUCCAUGGCAAGUGAGCAUUCAGGAAAGUAACCAUCAUUUCUGUGGCGGCUCCAUUCUCAGUGAGUGGUGGAUACUCACCGUGGCCCACUGCUUUUAUUCUCAGGAGUUUUCCCCAACAGAACUCAAAGUCAAAGUGGGAACCAAUGACUUAACUACUUCACACAUGGAACUGGAGAUCACCAGCAUAAUCCGGCACAAAAACUUUAAACGACACACCAUGGACAAUGACAUCGCCUUGUUGCUGUUGGCAGAGCCCUUAUUGUUCAAUGAGCUGACCGUGCCCAUCUGCAUGCCCCCCGAGCCUGCCCCUCCCAGCUGGCACGAAUGCUGGGUGGCAGGGUGGGGCACAACCAACUCAGCUAACAAAGAGGCCUUCUCAACGGAUCUGAUGAAGGUGCCCAUGCGUAUUAUAGAUUGGAAGGAAUGCUCACAGAUGUUUCCAAGCCUCACCACACACAUGCUGUGUGCCUCAUAUGACAAUGAGAGCUACGAUGCCUGCCAGGGCGACAGUGGGGGACCGCUUGUCUGCAACACAGAGCCUGACAGUAGGUGGUACCAGGUGGGCAUCGUCAGCUGGGGCAAGAGCUGUGGAAAAAGAGGCUUCCCAGGGAUAUAUACUGUAUUGGCAAACUAUACCCUGUGGAUUGAGAAAAUAACCCAGAUAGAGGGGAAGCCCCUGGAUCUUAUGAGUCAGAGGGUCUCUGUCAAGAAGAAAACCUUAAGGAACAAACACUCCUCCAAAUCCCCAGCCUUGAAAUGCCCCCCAAACUGGCUCCUGCCCUGCCUUCUGUCCUUUGCACUGCUUAGAGCCUUGUCCAACUGGGAAUAAAACAAUGCCGUUUCUGAUCCA